GGGCUGGGACUGGGUAUAUGUAGGGUUUGGGGGCUCUUUUACUUGCCGUGGGGUGUAUUCUUUGGAUGGAUAAUUGAUGCGAGGGGGGAAGCCUAUAUCUGGCUUGGUUUGGUUCUCUCACGAUUUUUUCUUUUCAUUCUUGACUCUAGUCAUUCUCCGGUCUUGUUGGAUUGGUUUCUCUGGAUGAAAUCGAGUUGAGCCAUCGGGUGCAUGGAUCUAAGCCAUCAUGGAUGAGUUCCCUGCAUUGGACAACGUGCGCGUGCUGGGUCUCGUCCUGGUCUCACUGGUAGGAGUAUGGCUUGUCUUGGGACAUCCGACGAGGAAGCAUCUCGCACCGUGGUUCAAGCUACACCAUCGCAGACUAUCAUCCAGCGAGACAUCGUCCGGAGAGAAAAGCCCACCUGCCAGUCUUGGGUCAUCCGCUAGUUAUACAAACGCCCUACCCCCUCAACGUCGAGAAGUCCUCGCCACUCUACCAAGUACUGCCCCAACGUACAGAAAAGUAAACGAAGAGGAAGUCCAGCGACAUCUUAUCCCAAUGGACGCAGACUACCGCUCCUGUGACGACGACCGAUUCACCCCGACGGGUUUCUCUGUGGCCGAGAUCAAAGCCUUGGGCGAUUUCCCGGACUAUGCACAGCUCAGCGGUGUGCCUUUACCACAGGCCUACGAUGGAUUUGAUAUUGAAAAGGCCCUUGCGCGGCCGUAUCGCCCGUUUCGAUGGUCUUAUCAUCAGACGAUGUCCCUAACAAAGCUCGAAACCGACUGGUGGAUCGAGCUCGAAAACACCUACAAGUCGCGCAUCGCACAGCGCAACGACCUCUACGCCAAAUACGGCUCCGCCGUCGUGGGCUACCUCCCUGGCUCGGAAUUAGCCUGUAAGGAGCUGAUGGAAAUGGUGCUGCAAUUCGUGUGCGCGCGCUAUCCGAAGUAUUUCUCUCUGGAAGACAACCGGAUCUUUCAUAAUCGCAUCCUCGGCACAGAACAGGACGUCCGGUCUAGUCACCCGCUUGAGAUAUUGAUCCAGAAUAUCCCUGAGGAUUUCGCCAUCAUGAUGCGCGAUGAGAAAACGGGCUUUUACUUCCUCCGAGCGGGUGUUAUUUGCUCCGCGCUGGGGUGGAAUAUUGGGACUAAGAUUGGGUUGCAGUUGCAUGAGAUUCAUGCUCCUAUUCCGGAUUAUAGGGAGAAGAUGCAGUUUUCUAUGGAUCGAUUCUUCACCAAGAUGCCCACCGAAAAACCCAUCCAGCGCGGCUCCUGGGGCCUCGAAAUCAACCAACCCCUCUACAUGCCCCCCGGCGACCCGCACGAAGCCAUCCGUCACACACAGGACCCCAACCUCCACCUCGAAGACUGCCAUCUACGCGUCGACUGGCAGACGCUGCGCCGGCUGCCGCUCUCAGCGGGCAUCUUGUUCAAUUUCAAGGCGGUCUUCACGCCUGUCUCCGAGUUCCGCGACGAGCCGGGUGUGCCGGCGCUUUUGUCGACGAUUCUGAAGGAGGGCAAGAGGGAUUUGAUGGUGUAUAAGAGUACGUGGCACGUGGAGCAUGUGGUUUUGCCGGCUUUGGAGAGGUGGGCGGCAGAGCAGGUGGGGGACGGGGUGGUGGAUGGGGGGUGGAGGGUUGCGACUUUGGAUGAGAGUCCUUGGUUUAGGGGGUGGGUGGGGAAGUGGAGGGGGAUGCAGGGGUUUUGA
Aspergillus campestris IBT 28561 is the source of this 1690-nucleotide messenger RNA. RefSeq names its product heme-dependent oxidative N-demethylase family protein. The coding region runs from base 227 to 1690 and encodes 487 amino acids. Lineage: Eukaryota; Fungi; Ascomycota; Eurotiomycetes; Eurotiales; Aspergillaceae. The transcript has 3 exons. The record is from RefSeq and is a predicted model, not a curated record.